Miscanthus lutarioriparius is the source of this 726-nucleotide messenger RNA. NCBI's taxonomy places the organism in Eukaryota, Viridiplantae, Streptophyta, Magnoliopsida, Poales, Poaceae. The record is from the annotation of a GenBank genome assembly.
AUGCCGUUGUGCUGCGUAGAGUGCAAGCCAUGCAACGGCCACUGCCUGCCAGGGCCGCCGGGGGGGCUCUUCAAGAGCCGGCGCCCCGCGCAGCUGCUCCGCCGCGCGCUCGGCAAGAUGAAGGUGGGCGGCACCCGCAGGCGGCCCCGGCGCCCCGGGAGCUUCAGCUCCGUCCGCGCGGUGUUCUGGCCGCUCAUGUCCAUGCUCUCCGAGGCCGACGCCCGCCCGCCGACGGACUCCCCUGACGACACCGUCAGCAGCGGGGCGCGCGCACCGCCUCCGUCCGUGCAGGACGACGGGCGCCGCGCCGCGUCGACGACGGUCGAGCGGGUGCUCGCGCUGCAGGCCCGGGUCGGCGGCGAGGCCCCGCGCUCGCCGCCGCCGCCGCAGCAGCUGACGACGGCGGUGGCGUCCAAGGUGAGUGUGGCGGCGGCAGGUGACGAGGCGAAAGCCAUCGUCGUCAGGCAGGGCGACGUCGGCGGCAACGUGGAGGCAGCGUGCAGGAGCUUCGAGAGGCACCUGAUGGAGAAGCUGGUGGAGGAGCGGAAGGUGAUGGACCUGACGGACGUGGAGGAGCUGCUCUGCUGCUGGGAGAAGCUGAGGUGCCCGGCGUUCGUGCGCCUGGUGGGCCGCUUCUACGGCGAGCUCUGCAUGGACUUCUUCUCCUCGGCCCAAGACGCCGACGACGUGUGGUCCUCCCACCAGUCAGAGGACCUCAGCGUCUGA